CGGAUGGUGGUGGGGGUAGAGCAGUGUUGCGCCCCUAACCCAGCGGGUCUCCAGCCCCACGGGCAUGACCCAGUUCACUGCUCCUAUAAUCCUUGGAGCAUAGACAGGAUACCUCUUUCCUGCCUUUACUUCCCCUUGGGGUUCCACUACAGAGGUUGGAAGUAAAGGGGAGAGAAGCUUGGGGUGCCAGGAAAAGAGUCCUCUCAACUGGAUCCCGGAAAACUGUCCUAACCUGGAAUAUCCACGGAAAACACUAAUUGUGGUGCGGUCAGGGGGCUCUCUGGGGUUCUAGCUCUCCCGACAACAUUAGGUGAGAUUGACUUGAGGUGCCCCGCCCAGUUAUGGGUGGGGCUUCCAUGUGGUGUGUAGGGGAUUAUUAGACGCCGGCUCUUGGCCAUCCUCACCUCGCUUGGAGCCUUCAUCCAGUCCAGCCAUGAUCCUGUUCUGUCUGCUGUGGACCUGCGUUUUUACCGCCUUCCAUAUAAGGAAGAACUUCCUAGCGUAGAAGCUGCCCAACAAUGGAAUGGACUGCUUCCUGUCACUGGCUGUGUUCAAGCAGAAAGUGAUUGGUGUUUGUGGGGGUGCUUCAGAGGGGAUCUCUGCCGUUGGCUGCUGGACUGAACAAUAAAGGAUGUGAUGCACAGUUAAAGGAGAUGAGCUCCCAGUUUCCUUCUAGCCCAGGGAUCCUCUGAUGGCUGUACUUAGCCACGCACAUUCUUACCCAGCCCCCUUCAGGACUGUGCACUGGGAGAUGGCUGAUGUUGCUAGGGGGACAAACAUCUGCUGUGCACUCAUCUGCUUUCUAAGCUGUUGCUGAGUCAAUCCUCUCCAGUUUGGGUUCUGCUACUGGCUGUAAAAUGUCCAUAUGAAACCAUCCACUUUUUGUGAGAAAAGUCAAUACUUGGUGAAUGGAAUCUGCUGUGAGAAGUGCUCUCCAGGAACAAAGCUGGUCACUGAUUGCAGUGAGGACAGGGAAACCCAGUGUGAGUCAUGCCAAGAGGGCGAGUUCCAGUCUUCCUGGAACCAUGAUAAAUACUGCCAUCAACACAAAUACUGUGAUCCCAAUUUGCACCUCAAGAUUCAGGAGGAAGGCUCCUUAAAAGAGGACACUAUCUGCAUUUGCACAGAUGGUUUUCACUGUACUAGCCCAGAGUGUGACAGCUGCAGCAGCCAUAGCUCCUGCCCACUAGGCUUUGGCGUCAAGCUGAUUGGCACAAGUUCUACUGACACCAUCUGUGAACGUUGCAAGAAAGGCUUUUUCUCCAAUGUAUCCUCUGCUUCUGAAAAGUGCCUCCCCUGGACCAGGUGCAAAGCCUCAGGACUGGUGGAAAUUCAGGAGGGGACAGAUAAAACUGAUGUGCUCUGCCAAGAUGGUCCCAAAUCUCGAACGGGUCUCUUAGUGCUGAUCCCCAUAAUAGUAGGAAUCUUCUUUGUUAUCAUCGGCUUAUUCCACUGGAAAUGUCUGGGUUUCAAGGAGCCGAAGAACAAGGUUCUCCAGCAAGAGGCUUUGGGUACUUUGCACCCAAGAGGAAAUCCCCAGGAGAAUGAAGAGGAUCCCCUCCCAGUACAGGAAACCUUACUUCGGGGCCAGCCUGUCACCCAGGAGGAUGGCAAAGACAGCCGCAUUUCAGAACAAGAAGGACAGUGAGAGGCCAUGGGUCUCAGGGGCUGCCAGGGCCAAAACAAGGCCAGGCAUCGAGGCUCAGGGCAUCUUGAUGUGGGGGAAGCCCAAGAGUACUGAUAGCAGCAUUACCAGAAGCUGCUGUUCUGGAGGCAGAGGGAGGGGUGGGGGAAGUUCUGGGAGGGGGGCUGCCUGCUUCCCAUCUGACCCUUGAAGUGCAUGGUACAGAAGGUCCUGAGACUUUUUCCCCUUAGUAAUGACUUUAAUAUUUCCAGGCCCCAGAGUUCCCCUCUUGGCCCUGCUGCCUUUGCAUAAGGAGGGAAGAAAAAAGAAAAUGAUCCAGUUAUCCCACUGGCACAGUCUCCUAAAGCCGUAAGAGGGGAUUCCUUGCAUACGAACACACAUUGCCCACAAAGCACUUUUGAUCCUAAGGCUGGUCCUUCUGACCCCUUCCAUGCCAGAAGAUGGGAAGCUUUACUCUUUAGAAUCUACUUCAAGGCCCAGGGUCUUCCCACCCUCUCCCUCUUAACGUAGUGUGAGUGGCUGUUGCUGUUGCUGCUGGGUGCUCUAGUGCCCUGCUCCCCACCUUCAGGGAGAACAUCAGGAUAAAAAUAUAACAUCCCAUUAUCUUCCUGCAGUACCAGCUGAGGGGGAGACCAGACAGGAAGAGCAGAUGGAAAAAGAGCUAAGGAAGGGAGAAGGGGGUGGGGAGCAGUGGGAAGGCUGCCUUAGCUCAUACUGGAUAGGGCGCAAGUGCAAGGAAGGCGUGGAGGGGACACUCAGGCCGGAGUCAGUCUGUCUCACUAGGUGUUAUUUAUGAUCACUGAAAAGUGGGAUUGGGGUUGGGGUGUGUACACACUGCCUGGAAUGGUAUGAGGGUUGGCAUCUGUAGGUGACUUGGAGAUUGAUUAAAUAAAACUUUGAGGUCCAA
Phascolarctos cinereus (koala) is the source of this 2552-nucleotide messenger RNA. It is a transcript of the gene CD40, whose product is annotated as CD40 molecule. Gene Ontology annotation, molecular function: signaling receptor activity; protein binding. The record is from RefSeq and is a predicted model, not a curated record. NCBI's taxonomy places the organism in Eukaryota, Metazoa, Chordata, Mammalia, Diprotodontia, Phascolarctidae. Gene Ontology annotation, biological process: B cell activation; immune response-regulating cell surface receptor signaling pathway. Gene Ontology annotation, cellular component: external side of plasma membrane; CD40 receptor complex.